Messenger RNA from Papilio xuthus (Asian swallowtail), 2055 nucleotides. Its product is annotated as NADPH-dependent diflavin oxidoreductase 1. Gene Ontology annotation, cellular component: cytosol. The transcript is spliced from 7 exons. Lineage: Eukaryota; Metazoa; Arthropoda; Insecta; Lepidoptera; Papilionidae. Gene Ontology annotation, molecular function: flavin adenine dinucleotide binding; NADPH-hemoprotein reductase activity; FMN binding. The record is from RefSeq and is a predicted model, not a curated record. The coding region runs from base 221 to 2020 and encodes 599 amino acids.
CCUUAUUAAAAAUUAAAAAAUUGUAGUGAAUUAUUUAAAACGAUACAUUUAAUCAGCGUUAUCAUAUAAAUUCCAUAAAAUUAGUUACUUCUAGUGAACUACACUAAUGAAAAGUAAAAAGUGUUAAAAAGUGUCCUUUUUGAUCAAGAAAAGUUACCAUUUAAAUUACAUAAUCUUAUUUUACCUUUAGUUAACCAACUUGCCGGCUUUAAAUACUAAAAUGAUUGAAAUAAAUCGAGUUUUAGUGUUAUAUGGUAGUCAAACAUUUACAGCCCAAGAGAUAGCUGAAAGAAUAUGGCGAAAAACUAAAGCACUUGGUUUUAGAGGUCCUGUUCAGGCCAUGGACGAUUACCCCAUAUCCCAAUUAAUUCAUGAAAAGUUUGCUAUCUUUGUAAGUUCAACUACAGGGCAAGGCGAUGAGCCUGAUAAUAUGAAGAAAUUCUGGAAAUUUCUAUUGCGAAAAAACUUACCUGCAAACUCAUUAAGAAAUCUUAAAUUCGGUGUGCUCGGACUAGGUGACUCAUCAUAUGAGAAAUUUAAUUUUGUUGGUAAAAAACUUAACAAGAGAUUAAUACAAUUGGGUGCAACACCAUUGUUAGAUGUUGGUCUAUGUGAUUAUCAACAUGAUUUAGGUCAUGACGCUGUACUAGAGCCAUGGUUAGAUAAGUUUUUUAUUGAACUAAAGCAAUAUUUUCCCGAAAUACAAAUGGAUGAAUUAAAUGACAAUUUUAUUCCUAAAUGGAAAGUAUCAUUGAUAAAGGAUAAAGAGAAUUUAAAUAAUAUUGCUUAUGAAGAUAUUUAUUUUGCGAAUGGACAAAAAAAUGCUUACUUAGAACCAAAGUUCCUAACAGUAGAGAAAAAUGUAAGGACAACGCAUGAGACACAUUUUCAGGAUGUCAGAUUAAUCACAUUCAGAUCAAAUAAUGAUAAUAAAUUAGAUUUUAAGCCUGGUGAUAUAUUCAAUAUAAGGCCAAGAAACUCUAAGGAAGAUAUAGAUGAUUUGUUUACCAUAUUUCAAUCGCAUGGUAUAGAUAUAAAACAUUAUUAUAAGCUUUUAGUAGAAGAAUAUCAUGAUGAUAUGCCUGUGCCAGAUUUCUUGCAAGAACCUCUCACGUUGUACGAAAUAGCAGAACAGUAUUGGGAUUUGAGAGCGUAUCCUACACAAUACGUCUUCUCUCUUCUAGCAUUAGUGUCGCAAGAUAAGUUGGAAAGAGACAAAUGUAUAGAACUCAGUUCAGCUGCGGGACAAGAGGAGUGGUUAAAUUAUUGUAGAAGGCCACGUAGGACUAUUUUAGAGGUGUUUCACGAUUUCCACAAAUCGACAUCUAAAUUAACCAUAGACAUUUUAUUCGAAUUAUUCUCGACCAUAAAGCCGCGUUCUUUUUCUAUAGCAAGUAGUGCGUUGUUUUCUAAUGGAAUUAAUUUCGAUCUACUUGUGGCUGUUGUUAAAUAUAACACAAAAUUAAAAAAACCAAGACUCGGUCUGACGUCUAAUUGGUUAAAAGAUUUACAAGUGGACGAUAAUGUCUAUGGUUGGAUUAAAAAUGGCACUUUUAAAUUUCCUAAGGAGAAUAUUCCACAAAUCCUAAUAGGUCCAGGUACAGGAUUAGCGCCAUUCAGAAGUCUCUUACAGGAAAGAGUGUCACAGAAUUUAGCAUCAAAAGAAAUAUACCAUUUGUUCUUCGGCUGUCGAUACAAAGAUAAGGAUUUCCAUUGUAAAGAAGAGUUGGAACAAAUGGUGGAAGACGGGAAAUUGAGCUUGUAUUGUGCGUUCUCUAGAGAUCAAGACAAUAAAAUAUACGUGCAACACAAAAUAUCCGAACAUGGUAAUAAUCUAUGGAAGCUGAUAAAAGAUGGCGGCUAUAUAUUUAUAUCUGGCAACUCAAAGAACAUGCCGGAUAACGUCAGGGAUGCUUUUAAAGAUGUUUUCUGUGAAAUCGGAGGUUUAAAUGAAAAUGAAUCUAAAGAUAUGUUACAAAUGUUAGAAAAAUCUGGUAAAUUACAAAUGGAGACCUGGUGAUAUAUAACAUUUUUUUUAAUACUAUUUGUAUAAAA